This is a messenger RNA of Malus domestica (apple), 1212 nucleotides long. The record is from RefSeq and is a predicted model, not a curated record. Lineage: Eukaryota; Viridiplantae; Streptophyta; Magnoliopsida; Rosales; Rosaceae.
CUUAUAUAAGAACCCUCCACCACCACCAUGCACCCAGACAACAUCCAAAAACUCGGUCCCUCUCCUCCUCAUAACCUCCCUUCAUUUUCGCAUUUUCUUAAAUUUUCCCAAAUACCCCUACCUCGAUAUGGCUGAUCAGGAGCAGCACAGCCGUGGCCUCUUCUCCCACCAAAGGGACGAAGACGAGGACGAGAAACCCUCAUCCUACUCUCAGUCUCAGUCUGGUUACGGUGAUCAAGCCCGUUCUGGUGGUGCUUAUGGCGACUCCACUACUGGUUACUCUUCCGAAGGACGUACCGGUGCCCGCAGCGGUAGCGGCUACGGUGACAGCACUGAUUACUCUGGUGAAGGAUGCCAUACUGGCGGAGGCGGCUACGGAGGAGGCAAAACUGAUGAUUACUCGGAAGAGGGACACGGAGGCCGUGCAGCGUACAGCGAGACCACAGCUUACUCUAGCGAAGGACGUCUUACCGGCGGAGGUGGCUACGGCGGGACCGGCAACACUGAUAGUUACUCGGAAGAAGGACAAGGAGGCCGUGCUACCGAGACCACAGCUUACUCUAGCGAAGGACGUCGUACCAGCGGAGGUGGUUACGGCGGGACCGGCAACGCUGAUAGUUACUCGGAAGAAGGACACGGAGGCCGAGCUACCGAGACCACUGCGUACUCUGGUGAAGGACGUCGUACUAGCGGCGGAGGUGGCUAUGGCGGGGGAAGCACUGAUGAUUACUUGGAGGAAGGACACGGAGGGCGUCGCGGGUACAAAAAAUCUGAUGAUGAUGACUCGGAAGAAGGACACGGAGGGCGUGGCGGAGGAGGGUACAGCAAGAAAAGUGACUAUUGAGGAGCUUAGUGUAGCUGCUGCUACUGGCGCUUAUGCCUUGCAUGAGAAGCACAAGGUAAAGAAAUAAAGUCAAAGAGAAAAGAAAGAGACUCGAGAAAAGAAACGGUUCUUUGCAAUUUAAAGCAAAAUAAUGAUCGCAGUACAAGGGAAAUAAUGAUCAAUUAAAUAUUUCUUAGUUUUGCAUUAUGUUUAAUUUAGUUAUUUUGUAUGGUCACAAUCCAAAGUGUUUAUCUCUCAGAUUGGAUUGAUGCUUGGUGAGUGUUUAAUUAGAUCGGUGUUAUCUAGUUUUGUUAGCACUACAUGUAUAUCGUUGCGAAUAAAAAUAUCGAAUAGUUUACUUGGUAUUAUUUUGAACAGUAUUUAUUUGA